Tripterygium wilfordii is the source of this 2446-nucleotide messenger RNA. RefSeq names its product probable beta-D-xylosidase 5. The transcript is spliced from 7 exons. Gene Ontology annotation, biological process: arabinan catabolic process; xylan catabolic process. Bases 1 to 2421 code for a protein of 806 amino acids. Gene Ontology annotation, molecular function: xylan 1,4-beta-xylosidase activity; alpha-L-arabinofuranosidase activity. The record is from RefSeq and is a predicted model, not a curated record. NCBI's taxonomy places the organism in Eukaryota, Viridiplantae, Streptophyta, Magnoliopsida, Celastrales, Celastraceae. Gene Ontology annotation, cellular component: plant-type cell wall.
AUGGUGGGUGUUCGUAUGGGUGGAAGAAGAGCAUUGUUCAUUUUGGCUCUUCUCUUUGGCUUCUUAGCAGCCUUUGCUUCUGCUAGACCUUCUAAGACCGUACAAGAGGAUUUGGCUGCUCCUUCUGCUGAUCAAGGUCCAACCCAUGUGUGUCAUGCUUCAAGAUUUUCUGAUCUUGGUCUUGACAUGGCAGAUUAUAUCUACUGCGACUCUUCUCUGCCAUUCGAUGUCAGGGCCAAGGACUUGGUGGACAGAAUGACUUUGACCGAGAAAGUCAACCAGGUCGGGAAUUGGGCCACUGGAGUGCCAAGAAUUGGACUUCCCAAGUACCAGUGGUGGUCAGAGGCACUCCAUGGUGUCUCCAAUGUUGGUCCUGGAACCUUCUUUGAUGACACCAUUCCUGGCGCUACAAGCUUCCCUACUGUCAUUCUCUCUGCUGCUGCCUUUAAUCAGUCUCUAUGGAAAUCCAUUGGCCAGGCUGUUUCGACGGAGGCAAGAGCAAUGUACAAUCUGGGGAAAGCAGGAUUGACAUAUUGGAGUCCAAAUAUUAACGUGGUGAGAGAUCCCAGGUGGGGAAGAGCCAUUGAGACUCCAGGAGAAGAUCCUUAUGUGGUGGGUAUAUUUGCUACAAAUUACGUAAGAGGAUUGCAAGAUGUUCCAGGGACUGAAAACACAACCGACUUGAACUCUAGACCUCUCAAAGUUUCCUCUUGUUGCAAGCACUAUGCUGCCUAUGAUGUCGAUGCCUGGAAGGGAGUUGAUCGCUAUCACUUUGACGCAAGAGUGAGUGAGCAAGAUAUGAGGGAGACAUUCCUUAGGCCGUUUGAGAUGUGUGUUAAAGAUGGCGACGUGAGCAGUGUCAUGUGUUCCUAUAAUCGGGUUAAUGGAAUUCCUGCUUGUGCUGAUCCAUAUCUUCUCAAGAACACUAUCAGAGGGGAAUGGGACCUUCAUGGAUAUAUUGUCUCUGAUUGUGAUUCUAUUGAGGUAAUGUAUGAUGAUCACAAAUGGCUUGGUGACUCAAAAGAGGAUGCUGUUGCACAAGUUCUUAAAGCAGGAUUGGAUCUUGACUGUGGAGACUACUACACCAAAGCUCUUGGAAACUCAGUGAGGCAAGGAGAAGUAAAGGAGGCCGACCUUGACAAGUCAUUGAAGUACCUAUAUGUGGUUCUUAUGAGGCUUGGAUUUUUUGAUGGAAGCCCUCAAUUCAACAGCCUUGGAAAGAAUGAUGUUUGUUCAGAUGCUAACUUGGAGUUGGCUACUGAAGCAGCCAGAGAAGGAAUUGUACUAUUGAAAAAUGAUGACAAAACUCUCCCUUUGAAGUCUUGUGACAUCAGUAAAAUAGCAGUUAUUGGACCCCAUGCAAAAGCAACCUCUGCAAUGAUUGGAAAUUAUGCUGGCAUUCCUUGCGGAAUUGUUACUCCAUUUGAUGGUAUCUCCAAGUAUGGAGGAGAAGUCACAUCUGAAAAGGGAUGCAGCGACGUAGCUUGCAAGGACGAUAGUUUGAUCUUUUCAGCCAUGAAUGCUGCAAAGAAUGCUGAUGCUACUAUUCUUUUGGUGGGUUUGGACUUGUCUGUGGAGGCUGAGAGCUUGGAUAGGAAUGAUCUUCUCCUCCCAGGUUACCAAACUCAAUUAAUCAACCAAGUAGCUGAAUCAUCUUCAGGUCCUCUAGUUGUUGUGAUUAUGUCAGCCGGUGGGAUCGACAUAAGCUUUGCCAAGAACAAUCCUAAAAUUAAAGCUAUUCUUUGGGCCGGAUAUCCUGGUGAGAAAGGUGGUCGCGCCAUUGCUGAUGUUAUCUUCGGAAAAUACAAUCCAGGUGGAAGAUUGCCUCUUACAUGGUAUGAAGCUGGUUAUGUGGACAUGCUGCCAAUGACAUCCAUGCCACUAAGGCCUGUUGAUAGCUUGGGUUACCCUGGAAGAACAUACAAGUUCUUCAAUGGCUCAACGGUAUACCCAUUCGGGUAUGGCCUUAGCUACACAAAUUUCAGUUACAGCGUUACAUCCCCUGCAACUUCAGUGAAGAUAAAACUAAACAAGUUCCAGCAUUGUCGCAACGUGAACUACUCAGAACAGGCCACUAUCAACAAUUGUCAUGCUGUGGUGAUUGAUGACCUCGAAUGUGGAUAUAAAUUUGGGUUUGAAGUUGCUGUCGAGAAUAUUGGGAAGAAGGAUGGAAGUGAUGUUGUCAUGGUUUACUCGAAGCCACCGGAGGGAAUAGUUGAUACUCACUCGAAACAAGUGAUUGGCUUCGAGAGAGUAUUUGUGAAAUCAGGAGAAACCAAGAAAGUGAAGUUUGAGUUUGAUGCAUGCAAGAGCUUGAACAUAGUUGAUACCUCAGGUUACAAUCUUUUGCCAUCCGGUGGGCAUAUAAUCAUGGUGGGAGAUAAUGUAAUCUCAUUCCCAGUUCAACUCAGUUACAAUUAGCUAGAGGCCUAGUUUUGCCAAUAAG